GGUCUUUUUUCUUUUUCUCUCUUCCCUGUUCUUAGCCCCUGGCGCAUUGUGGACGACUGUGGUGGGGCCUUUACCAUGGGUACCAUAGGCGGCGGUAUCUUCCAAGCAGUGAAAGGUUUUCGCAAUUCCCCAGUGGGAGUGAACCACCGGCUGCGAGGGAGUUUGACAGCCAUUAAAACCAGGGCUCCGCAGUUGGGAGGGAGCUUUGCGGUGUGGGGAGGUCUGUUCUCCAUGAUCGACUGCAGCCUGGUUCAGGUCCGAGGGAAAGAGGACCCCUGGAACUCCAUCACCAGCGGGGCCUUGACGGGAGCCAUCCUGGCCGCCAGAAACGGACCGGUGGCCAUGGUGGGGUCAGCCGCGAUGGGCGGCAUCCUUCUGGCUUUAAUCGAAGGAGCUGGCAUCUUGUUGACGAGAUUUGCCUCCGCACAGUUCCCCAACGGGCCUCAGUUUGCUGACGACCCCUCCCAGCUGCCUGCGGCCCCGGCCCCGCUGCCGUCCUCGCCAUUUGGAGACUACCGGCAGUUCCAGUAGGACUCCUCCCAGAGGGCGCGGGGCAGGACGGCUCUCAGGACGUCAGGGACAGGCACUCCAGACCGGAGGUGGGACGCUGCGGCCACAGAGGCCACGAAGAGACUUCUAGCGUUUUCUCUAUUUAAAGGAACAUGGGGUGGGGUGUUAAAGGAUAAUCCACUUAUUUAUUCGCCCUGGAGGGCGUUCGUGAUCAAAGUAAGUGUCUGAUAUCUUUAAGAAAACAUAAGUGCUGAGAAGAUGCAGGACCACAGGGCACACGGCGGUGAGCCUGGCCACCAGCUCCUCGGGGCUCCUGCCUGGCUUGGUGUUCUGUUAGUCAAACAAUAAACUCCUGGAGCUUGCUCCUUCUUCGAUAA
This is a messenger RNA of Myotis brandtii (Brandt's bat), 887 nucleotides long. RefSeq names its product translocase of inner mitochondrial membrane 17 homolog A (yeast) (gene TIMM17A). NCBI's taxonomy places the organism in Eukaryota, Metazoa, Chordata, Mammalia, Chiroptera, Vespertilionidae. The transcript has 5 exons. Gene Ontology annotation, cellular component: mitochondrial inner membrane; TIM23 mitochondrial import inner membrane translocase complex. The record is from RefSeq and is a predicted model, not a curated record. Gene Ontology annotation, biological process: protein import into mitochondrial matrix. The annotation marks the transcript as partial. Gene Ontology annotation, molecular function: transmembrane protein transporter activity.